Molecule: messenger RNA, 3857 nt
Organism: Trichosurus vulpecula (common brushtail)
Lineage: Eukaryota; Metazoa; Chordata; Mammalia; Diprotodontia; Phalangeridae
Product: zinc finger protein 75D-like
Exons: 9
Coding region: 891-3365 (824 amino acids)
Biological process (GO): regulation of transcription by RNA polymerase II
Molecular function (GO): DNA-binding transcription factor activity, RNA polymerase II-specific; RNA polymerase II cis-regulatory region sequence-specific DNA binding
Source: RefSeq, a predicted model, not a curated record
CCCACUCUUGACAGUCACUGGCAGGAGGACGUUUAGAGGUGGCUGUAGUGAACACAGAUAGACACAGCAAUGUCCGUGGCUCCUGGGGUAGCAGCAGAUGCUUCUCAGGCACACGUCUUCUGUAGUGGUUCUGGGAAGUAGGGACACUGGCGUGGCCUACAUUGGUAGAUCAACUUUUGGUGGCAAGCAGCCCAUAGACCCUGAAAGGUGCUAUCUCCUUGAAUUUGGCUGCUUGUAUGCAGGCUGGGUUGUGACUAAAGGUGUGUCCGUACAGCCAAUUUGACAAAAGUUUUGUUCUCAUCGAUAUCAGCUCUUUGGGAGCCUAGUAGAGCUGGGCCACAUCUGGGACAGGUUCUGGGGUUCUUUCCAGCCACUAGACCCAGCCAGAAUGACUCAGGGAAGAGGAAAGGGACAGGGUUACAGAGGAAUAGGUCUGCUUUUGAGGCCUCUGUUAUCUUUCCCACGUCUUCAUAUUCUGUUCUUUGCUUUAUUUUUUUCACAUGAGAUAUCCUCAAUAUACCGAACAUAUUAAUAAUAAAGUAAUCCAUAUUUACAGUUCAUGAAACUUUCUCCAUAACAAUUCUGUGUAAGUUUCAUUAUCCCCAAUUUUACAGAUAAAAGACCAGAGACCCCAAAAGAUUAUAGUCGUCUUGUUGGUAAGUCUUGAACCUGGGACUCAAACCCAAGUUUUCUGAUUUUACAUCCACAGUCCAUUGCUGUGGCUGAUGGCCUCUCCAGAUAACAAUGAAUAAGCUGGAUCUCCUCUUUACAACACUGAGAAGAUCAAGGAAGAAGAUUAUCCUAGUUUUAUACCAGAAGAGACACUUAGCACUGAAAAUGUGAGCACCAGUACGGGCCACUGAAAGCAAGAAUAAAACUGUUUGAACAGGAUGAUGGCCAUAGAACUAAUGGUGGCUGAAGAUGUGAAUCCCCAGAUCCAGGCUUUAUGGGAGAAAGAAAAAAACCUAAAAGAGACUUCAAUCCAGAGUCAGGAAUCUGUCCUACAGAAUGAUAAACCUGCUUCUGAGACCUGCCGACAGAGCUUUAGGAGCUUCCAGUACCAGGAGUCAGCUGGUCCCCAGGAGACCCUUAGGCAACUUAGGGAGCUUUGCCAUCUGUGGUUGCAGCCAGAGAUCCACACAAAGGAGCAAAUCUUAGAGCUGUUGCUGCUGGAGCAGUUCAUGAAUAUUCUUCCUGAGGAGACAAAGACCAGAGUUCAAAAGCAUUGCCCAAGGAGCAUCAAGGAGGCAGUGACAUUGGUAGAAGAUUUGCAGAGUACUCUUAUAAGACAGAGCAAAGGCCACAGAAAGAAGAUUCCCGAAUUGGACAACGAGGUUACAAUCCAUGAGCAGGGACAGGAAGUACCCUCGGAGAAGGCAGCACCCUUGGGAAGAGCAUCGGAAGCACUAAGCUUCCAUCUGGAGCCAGCAGAGCCCCAACAUAUGGGGGUGUUCCAGGAAGAGGAAUUGUGGAGUACCCACCCACGACUACAGGAACCACUGAGCUGUGACCCUGAAAAAGAGCUCCAGCCGGUGCAGGAGAGGGCUCUGCCUGCUCACCAGGUUCCUGUUCUUCCUGAAGAGAGACCUACCAGAGAUUGGGAGGUGGCAUCUGUAUUCUUCACACCUGAGUCCCAGAGUCCUGUGACAUUUGAAGAUGUGGCCAUGUAUUUCUCUCAGGAAGAAUGGCAAUUACUGGGCUCCAUUCAGAAGGACCUCUACAAGGAUGUCAUGCAAGAGACUUACAACAAUAUGAUUUCAGUAGCUCUGUUUCUGAUUCCCAAACCUGAAUUGAUAUCCUGUUUGGAGCAAGAGGAAGAGCCAUGUGUCAAAAAUUCUAAGGAAUCCAAUGUGAUCCCAAAAGAUUCCAAUACAGAAAUGACCUAUUCUCCUAUUUAUCUUAAUGAGGCUGAGGCUACAAAUGAGAAAGAAAAGCCUAACGCAGGACAUCCUAUUCCCUUAGAAGUACAAACACCAGAUAGUACUUUGUCUAUAUCUAAAAAGACUGAUGAGGAAGUUCUCCAGAGGGCAGAAUUGAAACAAGUUUAUGAAAAGCAGCUUGGGGAAGGAAACCCACAGCAAAAUUUACCUGUAGGAAGAUGGAAAAAAUUUGCUUCUGGGGAAAAAAGUCCACAAAAACUCAUGAAAGUAGAGAAGGAAGUCUGCACAGGAGAAAAACCUUUCAAAUGUCUUAUAUGUGGAAAAAGCUUCAAAGUUAGCUCUUACCUUAUUAAGCACCAGAGAGUCCACACUGAAGAAAGACCGUAUAAAUGUCAAGAAUGUGAUAAACGAUUCCGAUGGAGCUCAGAUCUUAAUAAACACUUGAUGACACAUCGAGGAAUUAAGCCACAUAGAUGCUCCUGGUGUGGGAAAAGCUUCAGUCAAAAUACAAACCUUCUUAUUCACCAAAGAACACACACAGGAGAGAAACCCUUCAAGUGUCAUGAAUGUGGAAAAAGAUUCAAUCGGAACUCCUAUCUCAUUAGGCACCAGACAACCCAUACAGCUCUGUUUCUGAUUCCCAAACGUGAACUGAUAUCCUGUUUGGAGCAAGAGGAAGAGCCAUGUGUCACAAAUUCUAAGGAAUCCAAUGAGAUCCCAAAAGAUUCCAAUACAGAAAUGACUGAUUUUCCUAUUUAUCCUAAUGAGGCUGAGGCUACAAAUGAGAAAGAAAAGCCUAAGGCAGUACAUUCUAUACCCUCAGAAGUACAAGCACCAGAUAGUACUUUGUCUAUAUCUAAAAAGACUGAUGAGGAAGUUCUCCAGAGGGCAGAAUUGAAACAAGUUUAUGAAAAGCAGCUUGGGGAAGGAAACCCACAGCAAAAUUUACCUGUAGGAAGAUGGAAAAAAUUUGCUUCUGGGGAAAAACGUUUACGAAAACUCAUGGAGGUAGAGAAGGAAGUCUGCACAGGAGAAAAACCUUUCAAAUGUCUUAUAUGUGGAAAAAGCUUUAAAGUUAGCUCUGACCUUAUCAAGCACCAGAGAGUCCACACUGAAGACAGACCUUAUAAAUGUCAAGAAUGUGAUAAACGAUUCCGAUGGAGCUCAGAUCUUAAGAAACAUUUGAUGAUACAUCGAGGAAUUAAGCCACAUAGAUGCUCCUGGUGUGGGAAAAGCUUCAGGAAAAACACACACCUUCUUAGUCACCAAAGAACACACACAGGAGAGAAACCCUUUAAGUGUCACGAAUGUGGAAAAAGCUUCAGUCAGAAUUCCCAUCUCAUUAUGCACCAAACAACCCAUACAGGUGAGCAGCCCCAUAAGUGUAGCAUGUGUGGGAAGAACUUCAGUAGGCGUUCAAGCCUUCUAAGACACCAGAAACUCCACAGAGAAAAGGAAACAGUCAGUGUCCUAUUUCUGAAGUAAAGUUCUAAGUGGAGAUGAAACCUUAGAAGGACAUAGAUUUAUAUGAAUUUAUCAAUAUUUGAAAAAGGUUGAAGUUUAAAUCCCAUUUUUCUCUAAAGAGAAUUUAAAUAGACUAUGCAAGAGGGAAUGUCAAUAUUUCUAGUACAUAAUGACUUCUUUAUGAUAAGAAAAUUCUUUAUAGGACAGUGUAGGGUUAAUGGAAUAUUAGAUCUUCCCUGUCCAUUAAUAGGCCUGUGUGACCACAUGUGUUCCCUUUUUUACUUGGAACAGGGGCUGUUUUCCUAGGUCUAAAGGUGCACAGGUAUUUCAAUCAUGGAUGUCUUGCUGCUUUGAGCUGUGGCCCAGUUCACAGCUGUGAUGUACCUGAGUCACAUAGAGCCCAUUAGAGAAAGGAGCUUGACUAAGGGGAAGCUUCCUUGCAGGAAGGCUUUCACACCUUUUGGUACUAAGACAGGCACUGAGCCAAAUGUCUUCUGGCUCUGAGCCUAUCAG